Molecule: messenger RNA, 729 nt
Organism: Talaromyces marneffei
Lineage: Eukaryota; Fungi; Ascomycota; Eurotiomycetes; Eurotiales; Trichocomaceae
Exons: 4
Coding region: 1-729 (242 amino acids)
Biological process (GO): protein folding
Cellular component (GO): cytoplasm
Source: RefSeq, a predicted model, not a curated record
AUGGAUAUGCCUGUGAAUGUCCCCGUGGAUCAUCCCGAAGCGGAUACUGAGUGGAAUGACAUCCUUCGAAAGCACGGAAUCAUACCCGAGAAGCCUCCGUCGCCGACGCCGAUUAUUGAAGAAGCUAUUCUCGAAGCUCAGCGUCGGGCUUACGAAAAUCGACUCGAGGACAAGGAUCUAGACGAGCUCGAUGCUCUCGAGGAUGAAGAGGAUGAGGAUUUCUUAGAGAAAUAUAGGAAAAAACGCAUGGCCGAAAUAUCCACUCUCCAAAAAGCGAGCGUCUACAACCAAGUCUACCCUCUGCAAAAAACGGAUUAUGCAAAAGAAGUCACAGAUGCUUCUGCAGAUGCCUACGUUCUCGUGAACUUGACCUCUUCGACGGGCGGAAACACGGAAUCCCGCGUCCUGAGCGAGAUAUGGAGACAAUUAGCGCCCAAAUAUGGAGAAAUCAAGUUUUGUGAAAUCAGAGGCGACAUGUGUAUAGAAGGAUAUCCGGAUCGCAAUACGCCUACGAUAUUGGUUUAUAAAGAUGGAGAGAUUCGGCGACAAUAUGUGACUUUGAGGGAGCUUAAUGGUGUAAGGACGAAGGUCGAAGACGUUGAAAAGGUUCUUGUGGACUUGGGAGCGAUUAAGGAAGGUGAUUUGCGACUUAGAAAACAAGAUGACUCCGACGACGAGAGGGGUCGGGCUCCUGAAAAGGAAGAUGACGAUGACGAUGAUUGGGAUUGA